Molecule: messenger RNA, 1592 nt
Organism: Patiria miniata (bat star)
Lineage: Eukaryota; Metazoa; Echinodermata; Asteroidea; Valvatida; Asterinidae
Exons: 8
Coding region: 713-1591 (292 amino acids)
Source: RefSeq, a predicted model, not a curated record
GUGUGCGCUACGUCGAUUCGAGCGUGGGCCACUGUUAGGAAUACUUGAGUGGGACUGCGGUGGGAUGCCGAUAAGGAAACUAGGAUUAGUUUCUGGUCCGUGUACUAGGGGAAGGGAGUUAACUUACCUUUGGAAACCCUAGGGGCCGGGAGGCACUCGUAGCCUCGAGAGGCUACAACGGGAGGAUCCAAACUAGGACUUUAGGAGGCGCAUCAAUCGCUGGGAGGCGGCACAGCUAGCGUUAGGCUGAUCAGAGGCACUCAUUCAAUUAUUUAUUUACUUGUAAUUACAGCAAUCAGUUAAUUAUUGAGGGUACAAUUUAAUCGAUAACUGGGAGGUUCAAGCAGCAGUUAAUCGAGUGAUAAUUAAAGGAGGUCACAUCAUCAUUAUUUUCUUGUCCCAUUGACUCUUGUCCUGUGUGCUGUCUGUUCCCGAGGAGGUUUACUGAGGGUCCAGUCAUUAGCCCUGUGCAUUAGGCGGUACAUGAUUUCCGCCUAACGGGCCUACUCCACCGGUCUUGGGUCUCUUGAAGGAGGUACCACACCUGCUGGGUGACCACCGGGGGGAACAAAUCGUCCGGGGUAAUUUGAAGAGGGAAUCACACAAAUUGAAGAAACGGCAUGAAAAGUCGUCACUGAAUCAUGACAACACCUUCCUGGAAAACCUUCCUCGGACCAAGCUCCAUCAGAUCAUUUGUCUGGAGGAGAAACUCAUGAAGGAAGGAAAGUUCAGGACCAUUGAAGACUUGGAGAACUUCUGGAGCGACAUUGAAAAGCCAGAGAACCUCCAGUUGCUGUUUGGAGGCGGGGAAGCACUGACGACUGGGGGCUAUGGCACUCAUGUUGGCUCUCAGGAGGAUAUCCAUACAGAGCCGUCCCUGUGUAACAGUGUGACGUCAUCAUUGACCUCUCUCAAUCAAGAGGAUGGACCCACAGACACCUUCUCCCGAGGCCUGUCCCAGAUCUAUGAAGACAGCGAACCUUCUCGCCCAGGCACUAAGACAGGCGGGAGUCAGAGCUGGGCGGUUACCCAGCAAUUCAAGAAGAUGGAUAAGACAGGCAAGAAUGGUCGUAAGAUGACCUCACCGGGCUUGAAAGAGCAAGACCCAGAUCCAACAGUACAGCUAGGAAAGGUGGAGUUCCCCCAGCUCUCCUGCUUCACCAUGGAUCUUGAGCCUCCAAAGGAGGACCCUGAGGCAAUCAGACUGAGGGAGGAGUACCGUCUCAAGGCAAGGAUGAGGGAUUAUGAGAAGAAAAGAAUACAGAAGAUGUACGAGACGUCACUGACACACCAGGCUGCUACACAGAGAAUAUUAGGCAAGAAUGCUGAGUUCCUGGAUGUACUGCGGGGUCCCAGCUUAGCCGAUGUGGUCAAUGCUGAAGCAACAGCCUCCUCCAGUGACUGUAACUCGGACAUUUUUGUCGACGACCUCGGACUUGACAGGCCACUCCUCGCACUGACAAUGUCAGGAGAAGAUUCUUCCAGGUCUCAGAGACGCAGACAAGGGACGGAGAAGGAUGGAGGAAGGAAUUCACACGGCGGGUCCACACGGCAGAGCUCAGCUAGCUCCACAGGGUCACAGUCUAGGUAAG